Penicillium antarcticum is the source of this 183-nucleotide messenger RNA. RefSeq lists its product as uncharacterized. The record is from RefSeq and is a predicted model, not a curated record. The transcript is spliced from 2 exons. Lineage: Eukaryota; Fungi; Ascomycota; Eurotiomycetes; Eurotiales; Aspergillaceae. The coding region runs from base 1 to 183 and encodes 60 amino acids.
AUGAUCGGCACUUCGCCUGCGGCUUUCUGGGACUCGCGCUUCAUCCCGACAGGCCCGGCCCUUAGCCUCAUGCAAGCCAGCAUUGCUCGUGCAACAACCUUCCAAUCUGAUUUGAAGGGUGUCCACGGCUCAUUCUUCACACCCCUUGUGGCUGUCGAGGCGAAUGCUUGGCGCGGUCGCUAA